Molecule: messenger RNA, 679 nt
Organism: Trichosurus vulpecula (common brushtail)
Lineage: Eukaryota; Metazoa; Chordata; Mammalia; Diprotodontia; Phalangeridae
Product: 26S proteasome non-ATPase regulatory subunit 10-like
Exons: 5
Coding region: 50-679 (209 amino acids)
Molecular function (GO): protein binding
Source: RefSeq, a predicted model, not a curated record
UCCUAGAGUAAGAGGCGGGGCCGAAGUGAGAGCUCGAGAAGUAGUCGAGAUGGAGGGCUUGGUGUCCAACGUGGAGAUCUGUAACCUGGCCUUUAACGGAAAGUUUGAGCAGCUGAAGGAAAGGGUCCUGUCGGACAAAACCCAGGCCACCAAGAUUGACCAGGAUAACCGGACCGCAAUUCAUUGGGCAUGCUCAGCAGGAUACACUGACAUCGUUAACUUCCUGCUCAGUUUUGGAGUACCAGUGAAUGACAAAGAUGAUGCGGGUUGGUCCCCUCUUCAUAUUGCUGCCUCUGCUGGCCGGAAUGAGAUUGUGAAGGCUCUGCUAGGAAAAGGAGCACAAGUGAAUUCCGUCAACCAGAAUGGGUGUACUCCACUGCACUAUGCCGCAUCCAAAAAUAAGCACGAGAUUGCGGUCAUGUUAUUAGAAGGAGGUGCUAAUCCAGAUGCUAUUGACCACUUGGAGUCCACUCCAUUGCACAGGGCCUCGGCCAAGGGAAAUCUGAGGAUGGUCCAAGUUCUUCUGCAGUACAAGGCCUCCGCAAACAUCCAGGAUGCUCAGGGGAACACUCCUCUGAAGCCCUUCUAUGCCGUGCCCCACAAGUCACCCAGCGUUUUCCUGGAGACCUUCAGGGACAGAGAAACCGCCACCUCUUCAGGCAGUUCCUUCCACCUUUAG